GUCUGGCGGUCACUUGCUUUGAACAUUAGCUCGCUUUCAGCUUCGGCCUCGAUUAGAAUGAGUUGAUUUUGUGAGAUCAACAAAAGAAGCGACCGUGGGCGUAUUGGCGUCCUUCGGAGCAUCUCCGCGACCCCUUUGAGGACCCGCUAAGGAAGCGCUGCGUUCUCCAUGAUAUUCUGUUACCGUAUUUUAUUGCCAUUUCUUUGGGACACGGAUUCUUCAAAGGUGCUUUCUUUUGAUUCCAAAAGUCUGAUUCUUUCUGCGCCUAUUUCAUUCAUUUUCUGGAUCGGCUGCGGUUUUCUUUAAUUCCUUUCACGUUUCCCCUCUGUGUGUAAGAAGACUGUCCCUGUUAAACUUUACGCGGACUAUUCUGAAAUGUAAUUCUAAGUGGGGAUUAGCUCGUCAUUAAUAUUCAUGAGAUCUGUGUAUAAUAAAAAAUGAAAAUAAAUAAAAUGUACGCUUUAAACCUUCCAUAUUUUUCAUCCCAGCUCUGUUUUUUGGGCUUGAUAAGUGACAAAGCGUCCCCCCUUCACACAACGUUCGCAAAAGAUAACGUGUAUUUACAAUAGCGAGUUAUCUACCAAAAUAAUCCGUUUAUAAAUUUGAUAAUCGUUUGUAAAUUGCCUACUAAGUCCGACAGCCAAAAAGACAAGUACAAGUUUCUUAAAGCAGAAAGUAAACCGAUGUCAUUAACCUGCUUAAAUGAGUCAUUGGGCAAUUCAGUUUUGCAUCAAAUUACCAGUUUGAGUGUAUUUUGCGGGUAAUUAAAAGUAAACCACAAUUUGGUUUAAUAUGCAUGGAGCAUUUUCAGAGAGUGACACUUGGAAAUCUGCCUCCUGUCUUUUCAUUGUUAAAAAAGUGUUCAAAAGCAAAACACGCGGAAAUUGCGCAUGUUUUAUCAGUUCUAAACUCAUCGAUUCUUUUAAAGGAACGAAAAAACACAUUUUAAAAUGUAAAUGCAUACUGCAAUUUGUGUUAGUAAAAUUCAACUUCCUUUAUACCUGUGCUGCUUAACAACAUAGAGAGAGAAUAAAAACAAACGAAUAUUGCUCACUCGUAGGACUUUGUCGUGUAUUUCAACUUCCCGUUUUAUUUAUUUAUUUAACUACAUAUUUUUUUUCCUGAGACUGUCGGGCAAGUUUGUUGUCCUCGGUUUUAAUGGGAGGGGAUUUUAAGUCUCUCUGUUCCGUAAGUGGUUCUCCCUCCAGUCCGUCACGGAGGGAGCACACGUCGAUUGGUUACGGUGGGCGGAUCCGCAGGUGUGUUACGCUCUUAGAGGGAUUGGGUUGAGAGAAGGUGAUCAAUCUCCAUCUGUCUACAUUAGCAAUCAUCUAAACACUGCAAGACACUGAAGAGCAGCCAAAGCAUUGAUUUCCGAACUGCUUCCAUCGGUGGAUAUUUUCAUUCAUAUACGUCUUGAUUAGACUGAAAGCUGAGAAAUUGAUGAAAAGAGACGCAGGAUUUAAAAAAAAGCGAAUUGUCUCGAAGCUUACUUCGUCGAAAUAAUACAUCUGUGGAAAUCGGACUACUGGAUAGACCUGGGGGGGCCCGUGACAGCCUCUAGCAUGAUGUCAUAUCUCAAACAGCCCCCGUACGGCAUGAACGGGUUGGGGCUGAGCGGAGCUGCUAUGGACUUGCUUCACCCUUCGGUCGGAUAUCCAGCCACUCCACGGAAACAGCGACGUGAGCGAACUACAUUCACUCGCUCGCAACUGGAUGUCUUAGAAGCGCUCUUUGCCAAGACGCGCUACCCGGAUAUUUUCAUGAGAGAGGAGGUCGCCUUGAAAAUUAAUUUGCCGGAAUCCAGAGUUCAGGUGUGGUUCAAGAACCGGCGAGCCAAGUGCCGGCAGCAGCAGCAGCAGCAGAGCGGCGGCUCCGGCUCCGGCUCCAAGACCCGGCCCGUCAAGAAGAAAUUGUCGCCCACGCGUGAGAGCACGGGUUCGGAGAGCAGCGGCCAGUUCAGCCCUCCUGCCGUGUCCAGCGCCGGUUCCGCGUCUUCCUCCUCUUCGUCCAGUUCCACCUCCACCAGCCACAAUGGAGGCCUCUGUGGCCCCUCCACCUCAGUCAGCACCCCGAUCUCCUCCAUCUGGAGUCCGGCCUCCAUUACCCCCGGCUCGACUGCCCCGUCUGUGUCUGUCACCGAUCCCGUAACCCCGGUCAAUGCUUCCUGCAUGCAGCGCUCCGUGCCGGCAUCAGCUGGAUCUUCCUACCCCAUGUCGUAUAACCAAACUGGGGCCUAUGGCCAGGGCUACCCCAACCCAUCAGGCUCCUACUUCGGGGGAGUGGACUGUGGCUCGUACCUGGCUCCUAUGCACGCUCACCAUCAUCCCCACCAGCUCAGUCCCAUGGCGGCCUCCCCUAUGCCGGGUCAUCCACACCAUCACAUCAGCCAGUCCUCAGGACACAGCCACCAUCACCACCACCACCAGGCCUACAGCGGGGCCGGCCUGGCCUUCAACUCCACAGACUGCCUGGAUUACAAAGACCAAACAGCAUCUUCCUGGAAACUCAACUUCAACACAGCGGACUGCUUGGACUACAAAGACCAGACCUCCUGGAGGUUUCAAGUGUUGUGAUUUCUGAUCCAUUGUCCUCUAAAAUAUUUUUUUUCCCCAAGUAUGACCCUUAAGUUUGAUAUGCUUUAGACAUUCACACACUUUUGCAUUUUAAGCAUUUAAAUUAAAAGAAAUACAAACUUAUUAGUAAAGAAUCACUUUAUAUGCCCGUGGGGGGUGGGGCACACUGAGUACUUUUCCAAACGCCUUUCUUCAACCAGACCUCGACAGCUUAAUUUUUAUUUUUACCUCUUUUGGUCUGCACCACCACCAGACCGCUAAGAAUUUAUUCUUUGAUUCCAAUCAAGUGUUGUACAGAUUUUUUUAGGAUGGAGAAGAUAUUUUAGUCAGCUGCGCAAUGCAGCUGAAAUGUGUAGAUAUGUAUUUAGGUCAGUUGGAUUGACCAAGUUUUGGUGGCAGAACUGUACCUGAAAUUAAGAAGAUUUUAACCGCACAAAUAAAUAUGAACGCAUCCGGUUUGACAAAAUAUGAAUCGAAAAUUCGUCAGUUCAAUGUCGGAUUCGGCACUGACGACUUCCGUCCGCAUUAAUCUGUGACUUAAAAUGCUCGAAAGCUAUGAUUAUCCCAGGAGCGUCCGUUCAAGUCGCACAUCGCUCUGACCCUUGGAAAAAAUGCAGCAUCAAGUUAAAUCCGGAUAUGGUCGACGGUGGGUUUGGAGAGACGUUUGUAGUCGCAGCACUUGAACUUCCCGUUUCGCCUGGACUGACUCUAAGGGAAUAUCGACUGGACACGUUUCAAAUAUGACCGUAAAUUUGAAUGUAUUUAAGGCAAACGCCCGUAUAUUCGUGUCCAUACAAAUAAAAAUCAAUUUAACGUACUUU
Paramormyrops kingsleyae is the source of this 3397-nucleotide messenger RNA. RefSeq names its product orthodenticle homeobox 1 (gene otx1). Lineage: Eukaryota; Metazoa; Chordata; Actinopteri; Osteoglossiformes; Mormyridae. Gene Ontology annotation, cellular component: nucleus. Gene Ontology annotation, biological process: regulation of transcription by RNA polymerase II; multicellular organism development. The record is from RefSeq and is a predicted model, not a curated record. Gene Ontology annotation, molecular function: DNA-binding transcription factor activity, RNA polymerase II-specific; RNA polymerase II cis-regulatory region sequence-specific DNA binding.